AUGGCAAUCUCGACCCCUGAACGCGACCGCGACCGCGAAGCGACAUCCUUGCCAACCGAGCUACUGGCACCACUGAAGAGACGCGCAAGAAACACCACCGAGCAAAAUGAACACUACCGCAGGCGACCACCACAGCCAGACCUAUCAGCCGACGACUCCGACACCAUCCAGAUCGAAAGCAGCCAACCCAUCCGUCAAGCCAGGAAGAGCACCGCCACCAACAAAGAUCUACUUACCGCGUUGACCAAGAUCAUCCAGCAGCAGAAUGAAACGAUCCAGAACCUCGAACGCGAAACAAGAGAGAUUAGAAAGAACCAGCAAGCUAUUAUUGACCACAAUGUGAAACUUAUUGACGAGAUCGCUGAGCUGAAGACACGCGUCGACGACCUUGUGGCAACAGCAUCCUCUAGUGCGCGUACCUGGGCCGCGGUUGCGUCCGCAAGCGCACCUGCGGAACCAAGCGCCACGUCCGGAACGCUGGCAAACCAGCAGCACACUAACAGAACUAACCUCGCCUCGAUCGACGCGCCCAACGUUACAGUAGACAUUUCCAGGGCAGAUACCGAAAAUGGCAGAUUGUCAGCAGGAACGGUCAGAGCCGCCGUGGAAAAAGAGAUGCGUACAAUGGAGAACCAAGAAAACUGGCGAUGCCGGGCGGUCACCGUCGACCACGCGACGCAGAGCAGGAUCAGGAUUGCGUGCAGAGACGAAGAUGAGCACCAGCUAGUCAAGAGAGCAGCAGAGAAGAUUGGUGCAGGCUCGCGCGUGUUGCGCGAUGAGCUCUACCCAGUCAAGAUAGACAACGUCAAGAGAACAGCAGUGUUGGAUGAGAAGGACGAGAUCCGAGCGGGAGCAGCAGAAGCGUUUGGAGGAGAGGAUGGAACGACAGUCGCCAAGAUUGCGUGGCUUAGCAAGAGAGACGUCCCCAAGGCGUACGGAUCUAUGGUGGUGUAUGUGACCAAGAAAAGUGACGCAAGGAGGCUCAUCGCAGAAGGCUUCUUCCACGCGGGCGGAGAGUCCGGCACAACAAGCGCAUUUGAGCAGCGACCACGGCCAGGACAAUGCUACAACUGCCAGGAGCUCGGCCACAAAGCAGUAUUUCGCAUGAUCCAGCUUAAUGUUAGAAAGCAAGGCGAAGUACACGACAGCCUGAUGAACAACGAAGAGUUGCAAGACGUGUCGGUGGUAGCUAUCCAGGAGCCGCAUGCACGGAGGAUCCAGGGUCGGCUGCUGACGACGCCCAUGCUCCAUCACAAGUGGACCAAGAUGGUGCCAUCGACCUGGCGAGAAGGAAGGUGGCCGAUAUGGAGCAUGCUGUGGGUGAAUAGAGAAGUAGAAGCGGAACAGGUACGGGUAGAGUCGCCGGACCUGACAGCAGCGAUCAUCCGGCUACACGAGCGUCGGGUGUUGGUGGUGUCGGUGUACAUACCAGGAGGAGACCAGCAAGCACUGCGAGACGUAUGCAACAAGCUAGAUACGGUGAUUGAGGACGCAAGAAGAAGGGCUGGCACGGUAGUGGACGUGGUGCUGGCCGGAGAUUUCAAUCAGCACGACCAGCUGUGGGGAGGAGAGGAUGUGACGCUGGUUAAACAGGGCGAGGCAGACCUGAUCAUCGAUCUGAUGACAGAACACGCGCUCAGCAGCCUGCUCCCGCGUGGCACCAAGACGUGGCAGUGCGGAGACUACGAGACGACAAUCGACCUGGUGGUAGCGUCAAAAGAGCUGGCAGACACGGUGCUAAGAUGCGCUGCCCACGACACCGAACACGGCUCCGACCACCGAAUGAUCGAGACGGUCUUCGACAGCUCCGUGCCAGUGCCGCAGCAGCGAGAGCGGCUUCUGCUAAAGAACGCACCGUGGAAAGCAAUCAACGACAGGAUCGCCAGAACGCUCAGCGUAACUCCGCCAGCGGGCACGACGCAGCAGAGGACCGACAGACUGAUGGCGGCGGUGCUGGAGGCGGUGCACGCACUAACACCCAGGGCUAAGCCGUCACCAUACGCAAAGAGGUGGUGGACGCAGGAUCUGACACAGCUACGCCGCAUUUACACGCACUGGAGGAACCGAGCGAGAGCCGCGAGACGGACAGGAGUUGCUAGGCCGGACCUAGAGGAGACUGCAAAGGGAGCGUCAAAGCAGUACCAUGAUGCUAUUCGGCAGCAGAAGAGAAAGCACUGGGAUGACUUCCUGGCGGACAACGACAACAUCUGGAACGCGGCCAAGUACCUGAAGGCGGGCAACGAGGCGUUCGGGACAGUUCCAGCACUUCGCAGAACGGACGGUACAACUACGAGCGACUUUGAAGAACAAGCUGAGGAGUUGCUCAGCACCUUCUUCCCUCCGCUUCCCAGCAGCAUCGAUGACGAGGGAGCCAGGCCGCAGAGAGCACCCGUGGAAAUGCCGACCAUCACGCUCGAGGAGGUAGAAAGACAGCUGCACGCCGCCAAGUCAUGGAAAGCACCUGGAGACGACGGACUGCCUGUCAUAGUGUGGAAGCAGGUCUGGCCGGUAGUGAAGGACCAUGUGCUUGCGCUAUUCCGACAGUCGCUAGAAGAGGGAGCGCUGCCCAGCCAAUGGAGACACGCCAAGAUCAUACCGCUUAAGAAGCCGGGCAAGGAAGACUACACCAUUGGAAAAGCAUGGAGGCCGAUCUCACUGUUGGCCACGCUAGGCAAAGUGCUAGAGUCGGUGGUGGCAGAGAGAAUUUCGCACAUGGUAGAGAAACACGGGCUUCUGCCCACCAACCACUUCGGAGCGCGCAAGCAGCGAUCAGCCGAGCAAGCACUAGUGCUGCUCCAAGAGCAGAUUUACAACGCGUGGCGAGGCCGCCGGACAGUCAGCCUGAUCAGCUUCGAUGUCAAGGGAGCGUACAACGGGGUGUGUAAAGAAAGACUGCUGCAGAGGAUGAAAGCACGAGGCAUACCACAGAGACUGCUGAGAUGGGUGGAGGCAUUCUGCUCAGAGCGCACAGCGUCAAUCCAGGUCAACGGACAGGCUUCUAAGAUCCAAGAACUGCCACAAGCAGGUCUGCCGCAAGGGUCUCCGUUAUCGCCAAUUCUGUUUCUCUUCUUCAACGCCGAUCUGGUGCAGCGACGUAUCGACACGUACGGAGGCGCGAUCGCGUUCGUUGAUGACUUCACUGCGUGGGUCACAGGCCCGACGGCGCAAAGCAAUAGAGAGGGUAUCAACGCCAUCAUCCGAGACGCACUAGACUGGGAACGGAGAAGCGGAGCGACGUUUGAAGCAGAAAAGACGGCCGUUAUCCACUUUACUCGCAAGGCGUAUAAGAGUGCCACGGAGCCCUUUGUUAUUAAGGGGCAGAGUGUAUCGCCCAAAGACCACGUCAAGAUACUCGGCGUGCUCAUGGACGCCAGGCUCAAGUACCACAAGCACAUCGCAAGAGCAGCCGCGAAGGGACUGGAAGCAGCACUGGAACUCAGGAGGCUGAGAGGGCUCUCACCCACAGUGGCGCGACAGCUGUUCACGGCGACAGUCGCGCCGACAGUAGACUACGCGUCGAACGUGUGGAUGCAUGCCUGCAAAGACAAGCUGGUAAGACCCAUCAAUAGGGUGCAAAGAAUAGGUGCACAAGCGAUCGUAGGGACGUUCCUCACCGUGGCGACGUGGGUGGCAGAGGCAGAGGCGCACAUCCCAAGUGCACAAGAGCGGUUCUGGAAGCGGGCAGUCAAGCUGUGGACGGACAUCCACGCGCUACCGGAGACGAACCCAUUGCGAAGAAACACAUCACGGAUGCGAAAGUUUAGAAGACAGUACCGCUCGCCGCUAUUCCAGGUGGCAGAAGCGCUCAAGGACAUAGACAUGGAGCAGAUGGAGACGAUCUGGCCGUGCAUCCUGGCACCAUGGGAGAAGAGAGUGCAGACCGUAGUCGAGAACGCGGCACAGGGCCUCGAGGCGAACUGGGCGGUACGCAUCGCUGUAAGCAGCUCGUCGCGGAACGGGGUAGUCGGAAUGGGAGGCGCGAUCAGCAUACAGAACAACGAAAAACAAUCUUUCUCCGUCACAUUGGGCAAGAGAGAGGAACAGAAUCCUUAUGCGGCAGAGCUGGCAGCAAUGGCCGAGGCGCUGAGCAGGCUGCCGAAGCUGAGGUUUCGCAACAUUGCACUGAUAACAAGGAACAAAGCUGCUGUGCUCACACUUAGAAGACCGCAGCAGCAGUCUGGGCAAAGCUAUAUUAGCCAGUUCUACAAGACUGUACAGACGCUAAGAAGAGACAGCAACAUAGUGACAGUACUAUGGCUACCCGCAAGCGAAGAGUGCGAGCUCGCAAGCCUCGCUAAGCAAGAGGCGAAGAUGGCAACUAGACUAAAUGCUAGGCCACAGACACAGCUCCCUAGGAUGCGAUCAACUACGCAUAAUAUUGCACGUAAGCAAGGCAUAGCCAAGAAGGUGCCAGCAGACGUAGGAGCAUACUCUAAACGAAUCGACACGGCACUGCCAGGAAAGCACACUCGACAACUCUAUGAUGGGCUUUCGCGGAAAGAGAGCAGCGUACUUGCCCAGCUCAGAACAGGCAUGGCGCAGCUAAACACGUAUCGACACCGAAUUAAAGCGUCGACGACAGACCAAUGCGAAUGCGGACAGGCGGCAGAGACGGUGGAGCACUUUCUAUUCCGUUGCAGAAAGUGGACCACACAGCGAACAGAAAUGCUGCAGUGUACGCAGUCAAGCAGAGGAAACUUGCCGUUCUACCUGGGCGGCAAAGCAGCGACAGACGACGCCAAAUGGGCGCCAGAUAUGGACGCAGUGCGAGCGACGAUACGAUUUGCAAUAGCAACACGAAGACUCGAGGCAAACUGA
Molecule: messenger RNA, 4818 nt
Organism: Alternaria atra
Lineage: Eukaryota; Fungi; Ascomycota; Dothideomycetes; Pleosporales; Pleosporaceae
Exons: 2
Coding region: 1-4818 (1605 amino acids)
Molecular function (GO): catalytic activity; nucleic acid binding
Source: RefSeq, a predicted model, not a curated record